Cynocephalus volans (Philippine flying lemur) is the source of this 1035-nucleotide messenger RNA. Its product is annotated as serine protease 42-like. The record is from RefSeq and is a predicted model, not a curated record. The coding region runs from base 1 to 1035 and encodes 344 amino acids. Gene Ontology annotation, molecular function: serine-type endopeptidase activity. NCBI's taxonomy places the organism in Eukaryota, Metazoa, Chordata, Mammalia, Dermoptera, Cynocephalidae. Gene Ontology annotation, biological process: proteolysis. The transcript has 5 exons.
AUGGCGUCCCCGGGGGGCGGUGGCUCCCUGGGCCUACUGGCCUGGCUCCUGCUCCUGCUCGGCGAGGCCCGGGCGGGCGGGGCGGCGCCGCUCCCCUCGGAGGGCCCGCUCGCUCAGGGGUCCUCGCCGCCGCCCCCUGUAGGGGUUCCGGGAUCCCCGGCGACAACCCAGUCUGAUAAGGGUGUGAUGACCACCGAUAUGUAUGCGUUUGGCCCAGUGUGUGGCCGGCCCAACCUGAAAAUCGUGGGAGGCACCGACGCCGAGGAGGGGAAGUGGCCCUGGCAGGUGAGCCUGAGGAUCAACGGCAGGCACGUGUGCGGAGCCUCCCUGCUCACGUCACAGUGGGUGCUGACUGCCGCCCACUGUAUUUUAAGCCAUUUCCGGUACACUGUCAAGAUAGGAGAUCGGAGUGUCCGUAACGAAAACACAAGUCUGGUGAUCCCCAUCAAAAACAUCAUUGUCCACCCUAAGUUCUCAACAAUUGUGAGCGCUAGAAACGACCUCGCCCUUCUCCAGCUCCUCUACGCCGUGAAUUUUACCUCAACCAUCCGGCCCAUCUGCAUCCCUAGGGAGACUUUCCAGGUGAAAGAUGGGACCAAGUGCUGGGUCACCGGAUGGGGCAGAACAGCAGAAGGCGUGUUCCUGCCUCCAUCAGAAAUUCUCCAGGAGGUGGACCAAUACAUCAUCCACUACCAAAAAUGUAAUAAGUUGAUACAGAAUUACUUGUCAUCUGCUAAGGAUUUAGUAGUGAAAGGCAUGGUCUGUGGCUAUAAAGAAAGAGGAAAAGAUUCUUGUCAGGGAGAUUCUGGGGGCCCCCUGGCCUGUGAAUUUAAUGACACAUGGGUCCAGGUGGGGAUUGUGAGCUGGGGCAUUGGCUGUGGUCGCGAAGGGGUGCCAGGAGUUUAUACAGAAAUUGGCUUCUACAGUAAGUGGAUGGUUGCAGUGGUGAACCAGGCUACCUCUUUGUGUCCAGUGAUGUUCCUCAUCCUACUCUUGUGUCUGGUGCUGCCCCUCGGCAUCCUGGUGACCCUGUGA